Molecule: messenger RNA, 1100 nt
Organism: Drosophila subobscura
Lineage: Eukaryota; Metazoa; Arthropoda; Insecta; Diptera; Drosophilidae
Gene: opm
Product: transmembrane emp24 domain-containing protein 5
Exons: 2
Coding region: 30-746 (238 amino acids)
Biological process (GO): Golgi organization; endoplasmic reticulum to Golgi vesicle-mediated transport; intracellular protein transport
Cellular component (GO): COPII-coated ER to Golgi transport vesicle; endoplasmic reticulum-Golgi intermediate compartment; endoplasmic reticulum
Source: RefSeq, a predicted model, not a curated record
UUUCGCGGUCACAUUGGUCACUAGUCGCUAUGCAAAAAACGCCGCAAGUGAAGCUGUUGGCCUGGCUGCUCCUGCUGCCGGUGUUCUGCUUGGUGCAGCCGGCGAAUGGCUACGACAAGGAGAUGACCGUCUAUGUGGAUGCGCGCAAGACGGAGUGCCUGUACCAUAGCGUCAAGCAGGGCGAGACGAUUGACUUCGAGUACCAGGUGAUCGAUGGCGGGCACGGGGAUCUGGACAUCAGCUUCACCCUGCUCGAUCCCAUUGGCCUGGUGAUAGUCAGCGACUUCAAGAAGCCGGAGAACAUGCACCGCCACGACGUGGAGAAGGAGGGCGACUAUCGUUUCUGCUUCGACAACAGCUUCAGCAUGAUCAACCGCAAGACGGUCUUCUUCGAGCUGAUUGUGGAGCGAGAGGGCGAUCAGCAUCAUGGGGAUACGCAGUGGAACGAGGAUCUGGCCGAUCUCACGCCCGACGAGUACUACGACAUGAAGGUGCAGGACAUCAUGGACUUUAUCGGUCGCAUUCGCCUGCAGCUGAACAAGGCCCGCCAGCUGCAGGACAUGCUGCGCUCGCACGAGGCCCGCGACCGCAAUCUGGCGGAGACGAACUUCCAGAAGGUCAACCACUGGUCCAUGCUGCAGAUCAGCGCCAUGAUUGGCGUCGGCCUCAUACAGGUCUUCAUGCUGCGCAGCAUCUUUGAGACGCACGGCCGCAUGCAUCAUCUGUGGCGCAAGCUGGGCAUUUGAUGCAGCUUCGACGAGACAGCAAUACGGUGAAGAGUUUACCAAAGAUGUGCGAGAGCUCCAGCUCCAGCUCCAGGUGCAGGUGCAGGUCCAACAGCAUUUCCAACUUCAAUUUGGACAUUUUCAAUGCCAAUUAGUAUGUAAAGAGCCCCCGCUUGCCAUGCCAUCAUCCUAGGAUAUAGAAACAUACAAACGAACAUAUUUAUUGAACAUUGAAACAAUUUCUCUGUAUAUAAACAUAUAUAUACAGAGUGUACCGACGUGUGUGCUUGCGUGCGUGAGUGUGUGAUUGUGCUGUGCAGGAGGCAUUGUUAAACAAAAGCAAUUUGUAGUUCUAAGAGCAACACUAAGAGGUUA